GGUCAGGUAAUAGGGGAAUGCCAGGUGGACACCAACCACAGUUUCUUGGAGAGGAAAAUAAGGUUUGGCGUGCUCCAGCAAGAUCAAUGGAAGCUUAAUAAAAGGGAAGGGAAGCCUUGGGUAACGGUAAAGUUGUCUCCGUGUACCUAUAUGUCACGGGUUCGAGCCGUGGAAGCAAUAAGUAAUGCUUGUACUAGGAUAGAUUGUCUAUAUCACACCCCUUAGGGUAUGACCCUUCCCUGAACUCUGCGCGAAUGCGAGAUGUGCACCGAGCUGACCGUAUUCUUUUUAGGGAAACUUAAUAAAAGUGAAGAAGAGAUUAAAGGGUGUAUUUUUAGAUGUGCCAUCUGAAUUCUGGUGCUUUAAUUUGUUUCUAUAAUCAUGAUUCUGAGAUGAAAAUAAUGACAUAAUUUUCUUAGAGGCUAAAUUGUAUUAUAGGGAAAAGAAUAAGCUCUUCAUUAACCAUGCUAUUAAAAAUGCUACUCUGUUUCUUUUUCAGGGGUAUCAACCAAAGUCUCAACUACACUUUUCUGUUUCUCUUUCUUUCUUUCUUUCUUUCUUUCUUUUGGGGAGGGUGUUUGGCUUUAGUCUCCUAAAGAAGCUUGCUUUGUGCCCUUCUUAAUAGGAUUCUAUAUAUUGUUAAAGAUCUGAAAGAACUAUUGCCAACUAGAAUUUAAAGAAAAGACCUAUUUUUUCAGCUGUACUACUUGUUCUAAGGACAGGAGUUUUGGUUGCCUUCAGAAGUUAGAUGAUUUGAAUUCUUCCACUGAUUACUCAAGUUAGACCAUUGCUUUCAAUUAGCUAAAAGGCAGUCCGGUGCACUAAGCUCCCGCUAUGCGAGUUUGGGGAAGGGCCGGACCACAAGGGUCUAUUGUAGGCAGUCUUAUCCUGCAUUUCUGCGAGAGGCUACCAGAUGAUCACUCUAGGACCGGUAAGGAGAAAGAGGAACUAGACCGUGCAGUUGCACUCUCUCUUGCAGAAGAUUUGCAGAGACCAAAAGGAUACAAAUGGAGGACUGAUCAAGAUGAAGAUCUAGCAAGAUCACUUCAAGAUAACCCUAAUUCAUCCUCAUAUCCUCCAUAUCUUCCUCCUUAUGCUCCUUCAUAUGCUCCUUGGGAAUAUAAUCCCAAUAGUUAUAGAAAAUGUAGUGGCUGCUAUAGGGAUAUUGUCUCUGGAAAUUAUUUGGGAUGCAUGGGAACUUUCUUUCAUCCAGAAUGUUUUCUUUGUCGCGCUUGUGGUGUUCCGAUUACUGAAUAUGAGUUUUCGUUGUCAGGGAAUAAUACAUAUCAUAAGACAUGUUUCAAGGAAAUGACUCAUCCCAAAUGUGAAGUUUGCCAUCAAUUUAUACCAACAAACGGAGCUGGCUUGAUCGAGUACAGAUGCCAUCCAUUUUGGUCUCAGAAAUAUUGCCCUUCACAUGAGAACGAUAACACCAAAAGGUGUUGUAGUUGUGAACGUCUAGAGUCGCGGAAUGCAAGAUAUAUGUCACUUGGAGAUGGUCGAGGCUUAUGCUUAGAGUGCAUGGAAUCUGCAAUCAUGGAUACCGGGGACUGCCAACCACUUUACCAUUCCAUUAGAGAUUAUUAUGAAGGCAUGAAUAUGAAAAUAGAUCAGCAAGUUCCUAUGCUACUUGUCGAAAGACAAGCCCUUAACGACGCCAUUGAAGGGGAGAAGCAUGGUAUCCAUCAUAUGCCUGAAACCCGAGGUCUAUGCCUAUCAGAAGAGCAGACAGUUACCAGUAUACUCAGGAGGCCAAGAUUGGGUGGCCGUGGACUAGUAGGAAUCAGAACACAUCCUCAGAAACUAAUUAGAAGAUGUGAAGUUACAGCUAUAUUAGUAAUAUAUGGCCUCCCAAGAUUACUUACUGGUGCCAUUCUUGCUCAUGAACUGAUGCAUGCCUGGUUACGUCUUAAAGGAUACCGUGGUCUCAGCCCUGAGGUAGAGGAAGGAAUCUGCCAAGUGCUUUCACACAUGUGGCUUGAAUCAGAGGUAAUGCCUGCAUCAAGAAAUAUGCCAUCUACUUCAACUUCUUCAUCCUCAUCUACAUGGUCAUCGUCUAAGAAAGGCGGAAAAUCACAAGCUGAGAAUAAGUUGGGUGAAUUUUUCAUGCACCAGAUAGCACAUGAUGCUUCUCCAGCAUAUGGUGGAGGAUUUAGAGCUGCUUAUGCAGCUGUCAAUAAGUAUGGUUUGCGAAGCACGUUAGAUCACAUUCGCCUCACAGGAAGUUUUCCUUUAUGAAUCAUCAUCGUAUGUUCGAAGAUGAUUUCCAGAGAUCAUUGAAAGUUUAACCAUGAGGAAAUGAGUUGAUCAUGUUAAAGCUGGUUUAGCUACCCCUAUUUUUUCUGGGGUCUUACCAGGGUAUACUGAUAGAAUACAACUUGAAUUCUAUUAAUAAGAUUUUACACAUUUUGCAAUUAAAAUGAGAUAUAGAAAUUCUGUCUUGUAUUGGAAACUCUUGUAUUUUAAAGGCAAUAAAGAUCAGAUGCUUUGAAUGAUCCCAUGAACAUUCAUUCCCUUA
This is a messenger RNA of Nicotiana tabacum (common tobacco), 2518 nucleotides long. Its product is annotated as protein DA1-related 2. The record is from RefSeq and is a predicted model, not a curated record. NCBI's taxonomy places the organism in Eukaryota, Viridiplantae, Streptophyta, Magnoliopsida, Solanales, Solanaceae. Gene Ontology annotation, molecular function: ubiquitin binding.